CGCUUCGUAGAUUUCUCUCCUAGCAUAAUAAUCACUUUACACUCGCUGGAAUAAAUUCGCUUGGAUGUUUUUUACAGCCAUUUACCAGGAACACGCUUAUUUUCUAUACUAUCGAAUACUGGAACUUCAAAACGAUAUAACUCAUUGCAAACUGUGCGAUUCCGAAGGAGCCCCAGCAAUGGCUACUGUUCACCAAGGAGCCUUCGCGGCGAAGAAAAUGCGGGAGCGCGAAGAGAAAAUCAAAGCAGGUUUGAACCCGAUGCAAUACAAUACGAAGUUCAUGGACAGCAUUUGGGGCCAGUACAAUCGCUACUCCGUGCACAAUUUGAAGAAAAUCAUGGACGAUCGAACGAAGGAGUGCUUCGUUUCGCCGGCUCAGAAAGUCGCCCCGAAGAAUGGCGAGAAAAUUUUCUCCGCUGACAAUCCCUUUGUUUCGAAACGUUUGUACAAUUAAGGCUGCAUUUUAAUAAUAAAGCGAGAAGUAAAAA
Molecule: messenger RNA, 488 nt
Organism: Phyllotreta striolata
Lineage: Eukaryota; Metazoa; Arthropoda; Insecta; Coleoptera; Chrysomelidae
Source: the annotation of a GenBank genome assembly